Prunus persica (peach) is the source of this 2076-nucleotide messenger RNA. Its product is annotated as far upstream element-binding protein 1. Gene Ontology annotation, molecular function: mRNA binding. The transcript is spliced from 7 exons. Bases 121 to 1752 code for a protein of 543 amino acids. The record is from RefSeq and is a predicted model, not a curated record. Gene Ontology annotation, biological process: regulation of gene expression. Gene Ontology annotation, cellular component: cytoplasm. Lineage: Eukaryota; Viridiplantae; Streptophyta; Magnoliopsida; Rosales; Rosaceae.
AGACUUUUCCUCCUUUCGCUUCCCUCAUAACCUUUUCUGUCUCACUCUCUCUCUCUCUCUCUCUCUCCCCCUCCCCAAUUGGUCUGCGAGUCACUCACCGAGUCAGAGAGCGAUUGCACCAUGAAAGAAGACCAAGACCAACACCAAGAAGCCACCGCCACCGGCGACAGUGCAAAGCGAAAGCUGGAAGACAGCAGUUUCAGCAUCGAACUGGCCAAGCAGAAAGCUCAGGAAAUCGCCGCCCGACUCGUCAGCGACGCCGAGUCAAAGCGCCCUCGACUCGAAGAGGAGCCUUUCCAGCCUAGCCCCGUCUUCAACCCUCCUCCCUACCCUGUUUCUUUUACCGCGCAAUCAGGCCAGUCUUAUGGUUCUCCAGGCACAAGCAAGAAAAUAACUAUACCAAACGGGAAGGUUGGGGUAAUUAUUGGAAAAGGAGGAGAAACAAUAAAACAGCUGCAACUUCAGUCAGGGGCCAAAAUCCAGAUAACCAGGGAUUCAGAAGCUGAUCUUAGUUCUCUAACUAGGGAUGUGGACUUGACGGGUACGUUUGAACAGAUCAGUAGGGCAGAACAACUUAUCAGUGAUGUCAUAGCAGAGGCAGAUGCAGGGGGCUCUGCUCCUCCCUCUACAAAUCAGGGAUUCAACUCAAUCCAACCUGGAACAGAACAGUUUGUCAUGAAAGUUCCCAAUAAUAAGGUUGCUUUAAUUAUUGGCAAGGGAGGUGAGACUAUCAGGAAUAUGCAAAGCAAGUCAGGAGCUCGUAUUCAGGUUGUACCACUGCACCUUCCUCCUGGUGAUAUGUCAGCUGAGAGAUCAGUAUACAUAAAUGGAGUGACAGAACAAAUUGAGGCAGCCAAGGAAUUGGUCAACGAAGUAAUCAGUGGGAAGCGUUUAGUAAAUACCUCUGGAACCAAUAGCUAUAUGCAGCAGUCUUACGCCCCUCCUGGUAAUUGGGCCCCACCAGGACAAGCUCCAAUUCAGCAACAGCAGCCUCAUUAUGGGUACACACAACCAGGAAGCUAUGCACCUCCUGCCUCGUACUAUGGUAACUAUCCUACCCAGGGAGCAGGUUGGGAUCAGUCAAACCAAGUACCCAGCUCUCAACCACCUCAAGAGAGCAGUGCAUAUAAUUACUAUGGACAACAACCUCCGAUGGGGUCAGCUCCCCCAAAUCCUAGCUACAACUAUAACCAGACACCCCCCGUCGCCAGCCAUGGUUAUGAUCAGGGUUAUGCUCAGCAGCCACCAAGUUAUGGACAAAACAUCUCUAGUCAAGCUCCAGGGUCUGAUCAGCAGCAACAAUAUGCAACUUCAGGAUAUGGGCCACCUGCAGUGCCAUCCAGUGUAGAUGGAAGCGCUUCCUCUCAAAGUACUCAGCCAUCGGCUGCUUAUCCAGUUCCAUACAGCCAGCCACCGGCCAACUCUCAGGCUGGGUACUGGCAACCACAUACUCAAACGGGCUAUUACCAAACAAGUUAUGGAGGGCAGCAGGCAGUCGAAGACCCUUCUGCAGCAUCUCAGUCAGCAGUAUAUGGACAAGGUGGGUAUCCUCAGCCAGACCCUUCCCAUUAUGGCGAAGCAGUGAAUCCUCCUGUCAAUGGAGAGUCACAGCAUCAGCCACAACACCAGUCACAGCCACCGACCAAUGGAUAUGCGGAUCCAUCAGGUUAUGCAGCUGAAAAAACUGGUGAGAGGAAUUCGGAGGAAGACCGCUCAGCCUCUGCAGCGGAAACUGUUGGUUCUGAAAGCUGAUAUUUUAGCUGGUUAAGGAUGUCCUCUCUUACUUAUUUCCUUUCUGUUAUCUUUUUUCAUUUUUGGAAUGAUUUUUCAUAUUGCUCUCACAUACCAUCUGUGUGGUUGCAAAGCAUUAUAUUUCUAGCCGUAAUAUGUAGGAAUAUCUUGUUAGACACCCGUUUAUUAUGUUCAUAUGUGAUGAUUAGCAGUCAACAGCUAGUCCAUGAGUUAUCUUGUUUUUAUGUUUGUUUAACUUCAUAACAUUUGUAGUCCGGAGGUCCAUGAAAUAUUUUAACUGAAUGGCGCCAGAUGAGCUAUGAAGGUAAUUUUGUUGUUUGACAA